Lutzomyia longipalpis is the source of this 6286-nucleotide messenger RNA. It is a transcript of the gene rod, whose product is annotated as kinetochore-associated protein 1. The transcript is spliced from 7 exons. Gene Ontology annotation, cellular component: kinetochore microtubule; RZZ complex; cytoplasm. The coding region runs from base 102 to 6218 and encodes 2038 amino acids. Gene Ontology annotation, molecular function: small GTPase binding. The record is from RefSeq and is a predicted model, not a curated record. Lineage: Eukaryota; Metazoa; Arthropoda; Insecta; Diptera; Psychodidae. Gene Ontology annotation, biological process: protein localization to kinetochore involved in kinetochore assembly; mitotic sister chromatid segregation; mitotic spindle assembly checkpoint signaling.
AGUGUUUUGUUUUGAUUGAGGCGGCAGUUUGUUCGCUCGAGGUUUUUCUCGUGAUUUUCACAAUUUUCUUUGAGUUUUCCGGGAAUAAAUUGUUCAAAAAGAUGUGGAAUGACUUCAGAGUGACUUCCAAUGAUGAAGUAACCAUCAAUAAUACGUUGUGCUCAAUUGGUUUGUUUCAAAUUGCAUCGACUACUGAGGUAACAACUUCCCCAAAAGUCCAUGCAGCUGUUCAGAAUGGCAAGAUUUACGUGGCUGUUGAUCAGAUUCUUGUUCUGCUUGAGAAUGAAAAUGUGGGGGAAUGCAAAUUUCUCAGUUUUCCGGAAACACAGAUUGAUUGCGUCUUCAUCUCUGACUCGGGGAAGCUGGUGGUUUGCUGCCUCGCCAAUGGGACUAUUAAUGGCUUUUGCAUAACUGGUCGUCCACUCUUCAAUUUGAAAAUUGAGGAGGAAGACAUUGGGGAGGAAAAGUCAUUUGUGGGGAUUUCUGCAGAUGGUCCAGAUCUCUAUAUUAUGUGCAGGAAUGGCAGAUUGUACAAGGUGGGCACGGUGGAUGAGGAUAAAUCCAUGAGUUUGAUUGAGAAUAAUGAAACGUUGGUUUUUGAUGAGAGCAUCACGUCCAGUGCUCAAAUCUCGCGGAUUUCCUCGCGGAAAUUCUACAAUGAAGUCAUCUCGUUUAUCAUGAUUCCCUGCGAUGAUGCCCCAAUGGCUGUAUGCUGUGACACCACGCGCAUCUAUGUCUACUCCAACGGGGACUUCCUCCCAAUUAGUCUGCAAGAGGAGCAGCAUGGAGGGAUUAAGAAGCUGCAUCUUAUUAGGAAUUAUCUCCUUGGGUUGUGUCACAAUGGGAGCAUCGUGGAGAUUUGUCCCUACACGGGAAUGGUGUACAACAUGAGCACUGAGGCUGAUUGCAGAAUUGACGAUAUGGUCCUCAUGGAGAGUACAGAUGAGAAGAUAGAGUUGAUGAUUCUCACCAAACCCACUUCAAUAGGGGAGAAAUUUCUCAAAAUUGUCGAUUUCCCCUCAAUGGCAUCACUCUAUGAUCUGGACAUGAGUAAGCACAUUUGGUUGGUGGAUCAACCGAAAUCCCCAAUGGGGAUGUACUACCUCAUAGGGGAUGGAGAGAGCACGGUGCCACAGGAGAUUGAGAUGAAGAUUAUCUCAGAGACGCUGCCACAGCAUCAGCUAAUGAAGAUGAUAAGCCGUGGGCGUUUGGAGGAGGCUGAAGAGUUUGCCGUACAAUUCAAUUUGAGCCUUGAGCCCAUCCAUGAGCAUCGCCUGAAGCGACACAUCACGAAAAUGGCCCAAUGCAGGAAUACCGAAGUGUUGCGGGUUGAAUUUAGGGACUUUCUCCAGCUCCUUGAUAAAAUAAACAAUGUUGGAAAAGUCCUCGCGAUGUGGGACAUUGGAAUUCCCAACAGGGAGCUAACGGCGGAAUACCUGGAGUACCUCAUGGGAAAAUUAUCCACGGAGAAUGAAGCUGAGCGUGAGGUGAUGAGUAAAAUUGCUGAACAUUUGCGUCGCAUUGAAACACUGAAUUUGAUUGAUUCUGCCGAGUGUAUCCUCGAGUGGAGGAACUUCCUGAACAGUCAGAAUCUCCUGAAGAUCUGUCUAGGUUAUCUCUCAUCAAAUAUUCCCAAUGCCUGCUUGAUCUGGUCCCGGCAUUCGUCUCACCUUGUUCCGAAUUUGGAUGCGGCAAAUCUCACAAAGAUCCUGAAUUCCAUCACAAACACCACGGAACCCUUGUCUGUGAUCCAGUGGUUGCAUCACUUCACCCCAACACUCCUGCAGAUUCAUCCGGAAUUUAUGCCAAUAAUCGUGGAUUGGAGUAUCAUGAAGAUUCGCUUCUUUGAGAGCUCCCACGCCUGGAGGGCGAAUUCCUUGGAGAUUUGCAAUGGGAUCCUUGAGAUUUUCACAAAUCUCCAUUUUGUCAUCGUUGACAGGCGUCGGCAGUACGAUAGGAGUAUCCGAAAGCUGCUCAGCAUCAAGUUUGCCCUUGAGGAUUUGCAAAUUCUCCGGAAUGACUUCAAUCUGACCAUUGGACUGGGUGAAUACCUUACAAAUUCCUUGGAAGAGACAACGUCCAAGCUUCUGCUGAACGUCCAAACGGACUACAUUCAGGGCUUCAUUAAUGAUUUCCUCUACCCGAAAUUCAUUGAGGACAACAAAUCCCCCAUUGAGUGCCUCGUGAAGUACAUAAAUCUCCUCGUGGUGCACAAAAAGUCCUUCAGUUGUUGGCAGGAACGUGCUGUGAUUAUCCUUGAGCUCAUACCGAAUGAGGAGGAGCGUCUAAUUGGGGCACAGAAUAUUCUGCAAGAAGCCCCCGUGCCAUGGUCACCAGUUCUAAUGCCCCUCAUCAAGUACAGUGCCCUCAAUCAUCCAAUUGCGCAGGAAAUUCGCUCAAUCUACGAGCAGCAGAUCGUGAAGAUCAUCAAAUUGAAGUAUCAUUGGCCACAGAACAGUCCAGAUGACUUCCUCAGACUCAUCUGUAGGAUUCUCAAGGAGAAAACGCAGGAUUUGUGGACAGAUAUCAAGAGUCUCAUAAAGGCUGUGCCAAAAAUUCAACGUAUUGCGUACUUUUGUUGCAUUCACGACUUCUCGCGCCAUGGAAACUUCGAAAUGGCCAUCCACAUUCUCGGGGAGCUGGAAAAUGAUCGCUUUGAGACAAUUGACUACCUCAUGGGGACCCUCAUUAAUAUCCUCGAAGUUGGUGAUGUGGAGGAGAAGUACGAGAAGAAUCUCAUUGAAAUGCUCAAUAUUCUCGAUCAUAAAUCAAAUGGAUCGAUGAGUGAUCGUGUCCAGCAAAUUAAUCGUAUCCAGACGCUUAAAAAUCGUUUCGCCGGCCAAUUUGGCUCAAUUAAUUUCAAUCGAGUGCCAAAGGAAGAAAUUUUUGCCAAAACAAUGGACGUAAUUGUGAAUAAUCUGAGAAAUUACGAUGGGAACAUUAUUCGUCGGCUUUGGGAUGAUGUUAAAAUCCUCACAGAAGCCCUCAAGAUGGAUUUCCUCACGGGGAUGAUGAGAAUUUGCCAGAAAUGCUGCAAUCUCCAGCUCACAUGUGCCAUUGGCUACAACAUCCUCUCAAUGGAGGAUUUUAAGAGUUACGAUUGCGACAAAAUCCUCCAGUUCUGCACACUCCUGCUGACGCAGCAAAUGCAAAUUUUCGACACUGACGAUGCCAUCAUUGAGGAUCCCCUCGCAUUUGCCAUCAUCUACAAAUUCCUCGUGCGUGUGCUCCAACUCACGAAGAUUCACUACGUUGAGGCGAAGGAAAUGAUAGAAUGGGUGAGGAUAAUCAAUGAACUCUACCCGGAAUCUGCCCUCGAUGCUCACUACGAAGGGAUGGAGGAGAAAUUGGGCAGAGAAAUUGUCGAAGACUUCAUCCAGGGCCAUGCAAAAGCCAAGAGUAAGAAGGCAGAGAAGAGUAGAGUAUCAAUGUCGGUCUUUGAUUGCGUUGCAACACCCACAAAGAAGGGAAUUAAGGAGAUGAAGAUUGAAUUUCAAUGCACCAUUAAAUGCCUUUCAACUGUUAUGCAAAUCCUAGCGGAACAUCCCGAAGGAGCUGCUUUUGGGCAACGUCUUAAGGAAUUUUCCGUUUCACACGAAGAGAAUUCCCUGGAAAAUGGAGAUUCCUUCAGCACGGAUAAGAUGGCAAAGCUGAAGUCUGAUCUGUCUUCUCACAUCCAUAAGCUGUUCGAAUUGAAACUAUACUACGUCCUGUACACGAUUUGCAGUCGAAUAAUCAUCAUGCAGCAAAAAUGUGGAAUUGAGAUUCUUCCUAAAAAUUCUCUGCUGAUCUUUCAACAGAAAAUGAUGAAGUCAUCACUUUCGGAGAGAGAAUUCAAUGCCAUUGAAUCCUUGGGUCAGUUGGUUUCAUGCGACACACCCAUAAAGUUAAUUCAGCACCUGAACAUUGCGGGAAAGACUGAUAUCUUCAAGGUGAAUUACUACUCACUGACGGAAAAUUACUACAAUCUCCGUGGAGAAGCCAAGAAGGCACAACAGGAGAGAGAAAAUCGAAUCAAAUAUCAAUUUAUCAUGGAGAUUCGCAAGAAGAAUCCAGAUUUUGAAUUGGAUGUGAAUCUGGAGAAUCUUUCUCUGGGGGAUUUGGUCAGUAAGUCGUGUACGGUGCCAAUUGAUGUGGGAACGCUGCAAAAGCUCUUCAGUGAUUUCUCAUGGAAGGGAGAUUACCAGGAAUUGCUGAUAUUUCAGCUAAUUCUUGUGCUGAAGCAGCAAGAAUUGAAAUUCAGCGUCACCACUGAUGCUUUUGGGAAGGAGAAUGUAAUUGUUGAGAAUACAGUGGAGGAUAUUUUGCAGCAGUGUCGACCGUAUGUGAAUGAAAUUGUCAAUGAGAAGCUUCUAACGACAAAGCUAAUUACCUUCAUAUCCUCAAUGGAUUUUUAUUUCUACGAAAUGUAUUUGGCAAUUAUUGAGAUUCUAACGGAAUUCGGUACACUGCCGACGAAUAUGAGUGCCUGGAAGCACAUUUUGGAGUUUCUAAUUCACAAAAUGACGGUACGACGACGCGCACGACCGACACAGGAUGAAAUAGAGAUGCAGGCAAAUGGAGGGAUACUGCCGAAUAUUGCAAAAUAUCGCUUCUCCUUCCAAGUAAUCAUUAAGAAUGAUUUGCAUGAGACUCUUGGGGAGGAGGUGUACGUGGAUAAUUGUGAGGAUUGGUUUACGCUCAUUAAGAUCCACACAAUGUACUUCUACAGCAUCAACAGUGAGGAGGAAUUGGUGAAAAUUAUGGAGAAAUUCUGCAUGACGGCUGUUAAGAAUUCCCUGCAGGAGUACAAGGCGCAAACGGAGAAGGAUGAAUGUGGUGUGUGGCAGUUGAAGCCCACUGAUAACUCCUUGCUUAAAUCAACGUUAAAACUCACCAAGUUCAUGGUUAGUAAAUGGAAAAUUUUUGCUCUUCUCUACUACGUUAUGAACUACACGAUUGAGGGGGUGGAUCAAGUUGAAGCAGCGUACGAAUGCUACAAGUAUGCUCUGGAGAAUGAGGAGGAGCUAGUAAAUUGCGAUAAGUCCGUCAAUCACGUUUUGAAGGUGAAACAGAAGUAUAUAAGAUUGAAGAUUCAGCAUCUCCUUCAUGUGCACAAACUAAAUGAGGAGAAUUUGCUGAAAUUGGUGGAGAAUCCCAAUAAAUUGAUUUAUUCCCUGUACAUGCACGAAUGCAUCAUGAAGCCACAGCCACCGAAUGUUACGCAGAUUGUCGAGGAAGUUGCUGAGUUGAAUAAAUUGGACUUACGUGCUGUUCAGAAGGGUUUCCUCACCAAAUGGUUGUCGAUUUCACUGGAUUCCAAUGCACUGAAUCCCGAUGAUACGAUUGUGCUGGAUGAGACACUGCUAACGGAUGAGAAGCAAAUGAAUGAUGACACAGAUCUCGAGGAAUGCAUAAAGAGAGCUCACUACAUCCUAUCGAGUUGGCCAAUUGAUGAUGCUCUUCACUUUCUCACCACAAUCUCCAAUCAGAAUCCGCAAAAUUCCGAAUGUGAGCUCAAGAUUUACGAAUGGAUUAAUCGCUUGCUGGAUGAUGAUGCACCACAGUGCAAGAAUACCCUUGAUAAGAACUACGUUCCAGUGAAGGUGUCGAGUGAUCUCAAGAAGUUGGGUAUUAAUGUGCCCGUAGCCAAGUACAGUCAGUACGAUAAAAUAGAAUUGCUGAAGAGAAUUUGGCAGAAGAAUAGCAAUAGUCCCAUUGCUGUGAAUUCCAUGGCACUCAUUUGCCUGGAGCAUGGAAUUAAUGAGCCGAAGAUUUGGGAUAAAAUCCUCCAGCAAAUGGUGCAUUUUGGCAUGCAAAAGGAACUGCUGUCCAUUGUUAAUUUCCUCUCGGCGAAACCCGAACUUCUCACCAUUAGUGGGCUCACAAGGGCAUGGGAAUUUCUCAUAAAGGCCCCCUUUGAGGCUGCCACACGUAUGAGGACAGCUGAAGACAAUGAGAAUCUCUGUCGUGCUCUGACGCUCCUGCAAAUCUGUCCGGUAACAUCAAAGAUUAAUUUGGUGAAUUUAGCCAAUAUUUGUGAGCAUAUCGAUCAAGUCCACAUGGCGGCAAUUUUCAUGGUUUACGCCAAUAAGGAUGCCAAGCAAAUCAUAAAGGAUCUCGUGAUGAAGUAUAAAUCGCAAAAGAUGCAAAAUGAUCUUGAAAAUCUCGAACUUCAUGGCGUUCUUCCGAUUCUCAUUAAGAAUGCCAUCAUGGAAAUAUUCUACAAUUCUGAUUAAUUAUAGUUUAAUUCUUUUUGUAAAUUCAUCACGGUUAAUUGAAAUAAUAAUUCUUUUAAUUCAAUCAA